Chaetomium fimeti is the source of this 1376-nucleotide messenger RNA. RefSeq lists its product as uncharacterized. The transcript is spliced from 3 exons. Lineage: Eukaryota; Fungi; Ascomycota; Sordariomycetes; Sordariales; Chaetomiaceae. The coding region runs from base 286 to 1362 and encodes 358 amino acids. The record is from RefSeq and is a predicted model, not a curated record.
UGUGGAUGUUGAACUGGGCGAGGAAAGGGGCAUUUGGGGAUGUGCUGCGAGAGGCUUGCGCCAUCCGAUAGCUCAGCUCGUUUUGAACCUCUCUAGUAUAUCGAACGAGGAGGCCGGUUACUUCUCUUCUAAUUUGAGACUAGACGAGUGUGGCGAUAGUGUUGUUUACUUGCGUCACCACCUCACUUACCUACUCGCCGCGUGGCCGUCUCCAAGGCGCCAUCUCCAAGGCGCCAAUUAGUUUGAUCUUUGCUAUACCGCUGCCUAGAGCACAGCGAGUCAACCAUGCGCUCACACUUUACCGCCACCGGGCUGCUCCUGCUGUUGAACGUACCCACAUUCACGAAUGGCCUGCCAAAUCCACUCUUAGAAGCUCCGGGUGCCGGCGCUUCAGCCUCUGCCUUGACAUCACCUCCCCCAUCCCUCACCGUACCAGGCGCGCGGACACCCGCCAGCCAGGAGGUACCGAUCCCCAGAAAGGAUAACGGCGAGGACAGCUUGGAGUCCAGGCUCGAGCUCGAGCUCGCCGAGCUGCAGGCCCUCCGUGCCCAGCUAGCCAGCCUCACAAAGGAGGUUGACACAAGGGCGGUCCGGUUGGCCGCUCGCGUGGGGCCGACAGACCGCUCUGCGCUCGUAGACUGCGACGGCCCGACAUGUGUCUUCCGCGCAGUGAUGCGCAAGGCCGGGUAUGCCGUCGAGGCAUUGCGCCGCAACGGUGGCGAUGGCGAUGGCGGCGACGACGACGAAUACCUCCCGGGACAGCAGCGCCGCCACCGCCGCCAAGAGGAUGCUGCCGAUAGCUACCCCGACCUUGAACCUCGAGACGAGGUUGUAAAGGGCCUCGAUCUCCUCAUCCACAAGCUCCUGUUCUCCAUUCUUGCCGUGUUCACCAUACGGCACAUCGCCAUCGGCGCCGGUCUGAUGUUACUCUGCUUUGUGGUUUUGUGGUGCGGAUCUCUAUGUCGUGAUGCCCUCGGCAAGGCUACGGGCAGCUGGUGGCAGCCGUGGCGAGCGCGAGAAGGGAGGAUCAGGUUGGGGGAUGAAGAAGCAGUGGAUUGGGGGUCGGCAGAAAAGGGGGAGGAACGCUUCGACGGGAAGCAAGGGGAGCCCUGCGAGGAGGAGGAGGGGUACUGGGACGAGAAGGCGGGGUUUGAUGAGGAGGGAUACCAGGGCGAAUAUGUGCCGUUUGUGGCUGAGGAUGCCGAGAUUUUCGAGGAUAAUGAUAAUGAGGAAGGGGACGAAGAGCAACUCACUCUUGGGGACGAGAUUGCGUCCUUCAGGUCGGCGGUGGAGCUAGUCGAGAAUAUGGUUGCUGCGGCGGAGGAAAGGCAACGAGGCCGGACAGAGUAUCGCGCGUCUUGAACCGGAAUUUCAAC